Messenger RNA from Cottoperca gobio, 3993 nucleotides. RefSeq lists its product as uncharacterized. NCBI's taxonomy places the organism in Eukaryota, Metazoa, Chordata, Actinopteri, Perciformes, Bovichtidae. Gene Ontology annotation, cellular component: clathrin-coated pit; extrinsic component of presynaptic endocytic zone membrane; clathrin-coated vesicle. The record is from RefSeq and is a predicted model, not a curated record. Gene Ontology annotation, biological process: clathrin coat assembly; synaptic vesicle budding from presynaptic endocytic zone membrane; clathrin-dependent endocytosis. Gene Ontology annotation, molecular function: clathrin heavy chain binding; 1-phosphatidylinositol binding; phosphatidylinositol-4,5-bisphosphate binding. The coding region runs from base 1058 to 3529 and encodes 823 amino acids. The transcript is spliced from 16 exons.
AGCAACCAGCCAGUCAGUCCGCAAAGAGAAACCACUGGCGAGACUUUUGAGACAGCACAACAGGACGGGGAAAAACGAGCCGGUAAUGUGGAGUCGUCUCCCGGAGGACAGCACCAACUGAGCCCGAGGACCGUGAACGGAAACAACCGAGCUAAGGGAGCUGUCAUUUUUAACUUAACGGGUCCGCCGGCUCGGCUCUUCAGUCACAGACUCCAGACACUUCGGCUGGCAGGUUAGCUAACCGCCGCUAGCUACUCGGCUAACACCCACCGCUCCUCGCAUCGUUUCUCACCGGGAGAAACGGCACCUGUCCCGGCUGUCAGUUACACAGUAUACUCUUAUAAACUCAAAACAAUGUGGUGCUCAAUUCUGAAUGACUUUUCACGCCCGAAGAGGGGGUUAACACACACUUUGCCACGCGACCAGUGAUAGCUAACUAAACAGUCCAAGCUAACAAGUUGACGUGGAGGAAGAACUCAAGACUUUUUUUUUUUUUUUUUUUUUUUUGUCGACAUUGUUGAUGUUCUCCAAACUGUGAUUUCAUACGGAUUACUUUUUGUUGUUGUCGUCUAAACCCCUGAAGUGAUCUCUGAAAACAAACCAAGCUAGUUAGCUAUGUUUAUUUGUGGCCAGAAAGUAAUUUCCAGUGUUUACAAAUUCCACAGUGGGACUCUUUCCUGGUUCGAGUACUGCACCGGGAACAUUAGCUAACACAGACUAGCUCACAUUAGUGUCGUCGUGUUGUGUUUACUAGAUAGAUAGAAAUAACUGUUGCCAAACUAUUCUGAAAAUCAGCUUUUGAUUGUUAAACCAAUCUUGUACCUGCAGUUUUCUUUUUGCCACCAGUGAUCUGACAUUACAGGUUUUGCACCUGGAACACAAGAACUGACAAAGUGAGUGUCUGAUCGCGACCCUUUUACCUCCACUUGACAGUGAAGUCACGUUGAGUUGUUUCCCGCAGGGAGUUGAUCCAUUGAUCGGAUCGUUAUUGUGCUAUUUUAGCUGAUUGAGUAAAAAGGCAGAGAGAGAGAGAGAGAGAGAGAGAGAGAGAGAAGCGAUGUCGGGCCAAUCUAUCACGGAUCGGAUCGCAGCCGCGCAGCACAGCAUGACCGGGUCUGCGAUCAGCAAGGCUGUGUGCAAAGCCACCACGCAUGAAGUCAGCGGACCCAAGAAAAAACACCUCGACUAUCUGAUCCACUGCACCAAUGAGAUGAACGUGAGCAUCCCCCAGCUGGCGGACACGCUGUUCGAGCGCACGGCCAACUCCAGCUGGGUGGUGGUCUUCAAAGCCCUCAUCACCACCCACCACCUCAUGAUGUACGGCAACGAGCGUCUCAUCCAGUACCUGGCCUCCAGAAACACUCUGUUUAACCUCAACAACUUCCUGGAUAAGGGAGCUCUGCAAGGUUACGACAUGUCAACCUUCAUCAGACGAUACAGCCGUUACCUGAACGAGAAGGCCAUGUCCUACAGACUGGUGGCUGUGGAUUUCACCAAGAUGAAGAGGGGGAUUGACGGUGUGAUGCGUACCAUGAGCACAGAGAAGCUGAUCAAGACGCUGCCCAUCAUUCAGAACCAGCUAGACGCUUUGCUGGAUUUCCAGUCGCUUUGUGUGGAGAGAUGUGUUGACUUCAUAGCAAAGGAGGAGAGAAAACUCCCUGGAAUAUCAACUGUUAAACUGUUCCACCAGCCAGGGUGUGGAGGGACCACACUGGCCAUGAAGGUGUUGUGGGACUUGAAAAAAAACUUCAGGAGUGCCGUUUUAACAGGUUCAACCUCAGACAUACCAAAAAUAGCAGAGGAGGUGGUCUGCCUUUUCACAGCAGGCAGUGAAGGCAACCAAAACACUGUGCUGCUGUUAGUGGAUGGUGAGAAGAUUUUGGAAGAUCUGCAAGAAAGCAUUAUGAUGACGAUUGCUGAGCAGAAGAUUGUCACUCGUAUGCCUGUGGUUAUUUUACUCAGCCUUGUUAGAGAGGAUGCAGCUUUACAGACUGGCCAUGUCUUCCUACAAGAGGUGCUUUCUGACACAGAGAAGAAAACAUUCAAUAAGAAAAAGAAGGAGCUCAACAGAAAGUACAGGGAUAAAUGCAAACAAUUUCAUGGCUUUAACAUAAUGCAAACAAAUUUCUCUCAGGCUUACAUCAAGGAGGCGUGCUCUGUUUUCAAAAGCAUCAAAAAAACAAGCGUACCUCAGGAGACACAGCUUGCUGCCUUCCUAUCCCUGAUGAAUGCCUAUGUACCAGGCUCAUAUCUCCGGGAGUCUCAGUGCCUGAACUUCUUCAAAAAAGGAUGCUUGCCACUGGAGGACAGAAUGGAGCCCUUUAGCCAUCUCAUCAUCACCUUCCAACAAGAUGGCUCUGAAAGAAAAGUCUGCAUGGCUCACCCAUUGAUAGCAAAGUGUUGCACUGAAGUGAUGGCUGAGGCAGGGUCCAAGAACACCUUCUUAAAGUUCAAUGGGGAAACACGAAACUACAGAGUCUAUGCAACUAUUGGAGGCACCAGCAUUGAGGUGGAUGCAAACCUCCGAAACAGCCUCUGGAGAAAAUGCCAAGUUUCCUUCUACCUUGGAUUUACCAUCAAAGGUCCUGUAGCCUUUGCCAUCCACACUAAAACUGCAGAAAAGGGAAUCUCAAGGAUGGAUACCUCAGAGUUUGGAGCUUGUUCCGGUGAAAUGGACUCCAAAGAUUUGACAAAACUUCAACCUGCAGUCAACAGAGUGGAUGAGGUUCAAACCUAUAGCCUACAGUCUCAAGCAGGCAACUAUGAGUGCAGUGUGUCUGCCCUGCGCUGGGUUUGUAAGGAAGAAGUCAGCUUCAAAUACAAGUUUAGCUCAUGGGAUGAACACAUGAAGAGGCCUAUCUGUACGGAUUACAUGCCAGCAGGACCCCUAAUGGACAUCACCGUCACAGCUGGGAAGAUGGAGGAGGUGCAUCUGCCGCACUGGAUCUGUGUAGAUCAAAACUCUACAGUUUUAGACAAGUUUGCGGUUCUACAUGCGGAUACCUUUGAUGUUCUGGAGAAGGUACCUGAAGUGAAGUCGUCCCACAUCAAGUUUCUCCAGCCCACUUUCCCUAGCAGGGGGGUCAUGAUCCGGAAGGAACUGGGCCUCCCGUUCUACUAUGACGUGUUGAUAUACAAGACAAACAAAGAGUUCCUCACAUUGGAUGUUUACCUGGUGCCACGGGAUUCUGCUCUGCAACAGGAUGUGGAACAAAAGCAAAAGUCUUGUGGAUCAAUAUUAAUCCUAAAACCAGGCCCAGACAAGUCCGUGCAAUUGGGAGAUCAUUUCUCCCUCACAACAGACAAGACGGAUGCAAACAUUCAACCCAGCACACGAGAGCUCAGAUGUGAUGGUAGAAAUUACUUUGAGGUGUUCAUCAGAGAUGCAGACAGCGACUUCACCCUCAGGCUUCAAAGUGAGCAGAACACUGUCUGGACCUGUACCAUUCAUAAAGGAGAUUACCAAAGUCAAACUACUGAUCAUAACGAAGGUCAGCAUUGUGUGGAUCGCCAUCGGACAGCUCUGUGAUUCUGUGAGAGCCUUAAAAACCAAACAAAACCAGAUGAGGGAGAUUCACACGCGUGUGACUGCAGCCGGCACAAAGAGCCAAAGAGAAGCCAAAGAUGAUCUCUAUGAAAUCCUUAAAGGGAUGAAGAGUAUGAAGCGUCUUGUUUCUGAGCUGGAGAGAUCAGGGUAAAGUCAGUGAACGUAAAAAGAAGUCUUGUUGCUUUGGAAGUGGACGCUGGACAUAAUGUUACUGAUGAAAUGUUGCUGUUUACUUGAUGUACUGGACAAGCAACGAAGCACUCAGUAGAAAAUAAUCUUUUUUUAUAUUGUUUUCAUGUUUAAUUUGUUUCGUAAAUAUUCAGUGUUUUACAUUUGGCCAAAUGGGUAAAUCAAACCCAAUGUUAUUGUGAAGGACACUUUUAAAGACACAGUUUAUGUUUAAAUGUUGUUUAAUAUGUGACAGUUCUAAAGCUUUGAUGAGUAGA